Messenger RNA from Sinocyclocheilus anshuiensis, 4758 nucleotides. Its product is annotated as zinc finger SWIM domain-containing protein 6-like. Gene Ontology annotation, cellular component: Cul2-RING ubiquitin ligase complex. The transcript has 14 exons. The record is from RefSeq and is a predicted model, not a curated record. NCBI's taxonomy places the organism in Eukaryota, Metazoa, Chordata, Actinopteri, Cypriniformes, Cyprinidae.
GCGCGUCGCAACCUUUUCCUUUCCUUAUCCCGUUUAUAUAGUACGGCGACUUCCGCCCUUGCCGUUAAAGCAGUGCGAUCAUGGCGGAGCGCGUUCAGCAGCCCCCAGCUAAACGGCUCUGCUGCCGACCCGGGUAUAGUACGACAUGUAGGCAGGGGCAGCGAGCCGGUGGAACAAUAUGCGGCGGUUCGGGUUCUGGCCAAGGGGGAUCCAGCAAAACCCAGAGCCCCGAAUCGCUCCUGGACAUUGCAGCGCGGAAAGUAGCGGAGAAGUGGCCGUUCCAACGGGUGGAGGAGCGUUUCGAGCGCAUCCCGGAGCCCGUACAGCGGCGGAUCGUGUACUGGUCUUUCCCGAGGAGCGAACGGGAGAUCUGCAUGUAUUCCUCGUUCAACACGGGCGGAGAGGAGAGUGCGUCUAGCGGGGAGAACGUAGACGAGACGCGGUUACCGUUCCGACGCGGCAUCGCAUUGCUGGAGAGCGGCUGUGUGGACAACGUAUUGCAAGUCGGUUUCCAUUUGAGCGGCACAGUGACAGAACCGGCCACGCCGUCAGAACCCGAGAUGGUGUGCAGCGUAGCCAUUAGCUUCGACCGCUGCAAGAUCACCUCCGUGACGUGCGGCUGUGGAAACAAGGACAUCUUCUACUGCGCUCAUGUGGUGGCGCUGUCCCUGUACCGCGUACGGCGGCCCGAGCAGGUCAAACUUCAUCUCCCCAUCUCAGAGACUCUAUUCCAGAUGAACAGGGACCAGUUGCAGAAGUUUGUGCAGUAUCUCAUCACCGUCCACCACACGGAAGUGCUGCCCACGGCCCAGAAACUGGCCGACGAGAUUCUCUCGCAGAACUCCGAGAUCAAUCAAGUGCACGGGGCCCCGGACCCCACGGCGGGGGCCAGCGUGGACGAUGAGAACUGCUGGCAUUUGGACGAGGAGCAGGUCCAGGAGCAGGUCAAACUCUUCCUGUCCCAGGGGGGAUACCAUGGCUCGGGCAAACAGCUCAAUCUCCUGUUCUCAAAGGUACGGGAGAUGCUGAAGAUGCGGGACUCGAACGGUGCUCGCAUGCUAACGCUAAUCACAGAGCAGUUCAUGGCGGACCCGCGGCUGGCUCUGUGGCGGCAGCAGGGAACCACCAUGACGGACAAAUAUCGGCAGCUGUGGGACGAGUUAGGUGCCUUGUGGAUGUGUAUCGUGCUGAACCCCCACUGUAAGCCGGAACAGAAGGCCGCUUGGCUCAGGCAGCUCAAGAAGUGGAACAGUGUGGACGUGUGUCCCUUGGAGGACGGUAACCAUGGCAACGAGCUGCCCAAUUUAACCAAUUCCUUGCCUCAGGGUGCACACGGCAACCAAGAUUCUGGCACCCGGCCCCACCGGACGGUUUUUACGCGAGCCAUCGAGGCAUGCGAUCUCCACUGGCAAGACAGCCACUUACAGCACAUUAUCAACGACGACCUCUACACCAACUACUGUUACCAUGACAACACUGAAAAUUCGCUCUUUGACUCUCGCAGCUGGCCCCUGUGGCACGAACACGUCCCUACGGCCUGCGCCAGGGUAGAUGCACUGAGAUCUCACGGUUACCCACGGGAAGCACUGCGAUUGGCCAUCGCCAUCGUCAACACCCUGCGUCGGCAGCAGCAGAAACAGCUGGAGCUCUUCCGAAACCACAAGAAAGAUCUGCUUCAUAAAGGGGUGACGUCCAUCACUAAUCUAGAGGGAUGGGUGGGACACCCUUUGGACCCCAUUGGAACGCUCUUCAGCACGCUGAUGGAAACAGGCCGCGGGGAUGAAGACAGUUCGCAAGGCGGGUUUCUAGAUUUCUCAGCCAGCACAAUGAGCUCGAGCAAGCACAGCGAGCUGCACUUGUUUCCAUCCACGCGCCGCUUCCUGGAGGAGGGUGAGUCAUAUCUGGCCCUGGCGGUGGAAACGGCCCUGAUGGGACUGGGUCAGCAGAGAAUCAUGCCCGACGGACUGUACGCCCAAGAGAAGGUGUGCCGCAACGAGGAGCACCUGAUCGCCAAGCUGCAGGAAGUUGACCUGGACGACACCCUGGUCAAGAUCUUCCGCAAGCAAGCUGUCUUCCUGUUAGAGGGUGGGCCCUACAGUGGUUUGGGAGAGCUCAUCUAUAGAGAGAGCGUUCCGAUGCACACGUUUGCCAAGUAUCUCUUCACAUGCCUCCUACCUCACGAUGCCGAACUGGCGUACAAAAUUGCACUGAGAGCAAUGCGGUUACCAGUGUUGGAAUCCAUGGCUCCUUCGGGCGACAUGUCCCGGCCUCACCAUAUAGUAUCCGUCGUCCCCAAUCGUUACCCACGAUGGUUCACCCUCAGCCACAUCGAGUCCCAGCAGUGCGAGCUGGCCUCCACCAUGUAGACAGGUGAUGCUCGAAGGUUAGAGACAGUAUUAGAGUCCAUACAGAAGAACAUUCACUCCUCCUCUCAUAUCUUCAAACUGGCGCAGGAUGCCUUUAAGAUAGCGACGCUCAUGGACAGUCUGCCGGACAUCACUCUGCUGAAGGUCUCCCUGGAGCUGGGUCUUCAGGUAAUGCGUAUGACGCUUUCAACGCUCAACUGGCGGCGGCGAGAGAUGGUACGAUGGCUAGUCACAUGUGCCACAGAAGUUGGGGUCUACGCACUGGACAGCAUCAUGCAGAGCUGGUUCACCCUCUUCACUCCCACCGAGGCUACAAGCAUCGUGGCCACCACAGUCAUGUCCAACAGCACCAUCGUCCGGCUGCACCUGGACUGCCAUCAGCAGGAGAACCUGGCGAGCAGCGCGCGGACGUUAGCCCUGCAGUGUGCCAUGAAGGACCCUCAGAACUGUGCGCUGUCGGCCCUCACGCUCUGCGAGAAGGACCACAUCGCCUUCGAGACGGCCUACCAGAUCGUGCUGGACGCGGCUACCACGGGCAUGAGCUACACACAGCUGUUCACCAUCGCGCGCUACAUGGAGCACCGCGGCUACCCCAUGCGCGCGUACAAACUGGCCACGCUCGCAAUGGUGCAUUUGAACCUGAGCUACAACCAGGACACACAUCCCGCCAUCAACGACGUGCUGUGGGCUUGUGCGCUCAGCCACUCGCUGGGAAAGAACGAGCUCGCCGCCAUCAUCCCGCUGGUGGUGAAGAGCGUCAAGUGCGCCACUGUGCUUUCCGAAAGUCCACACAGCACUCCAGAUCUCUCUGUUAAACAUUCACAGCCUCAAAGUGAAGAAGAAAUAUGGCUUUAAACCAAACAACACCUCCAUCUUAAGUGACAAGUACCUCGUACGGCUUCAGCUUUACUCCUUCCUGAACCAGUCACACAUUACCAAUGUACUAAAGAAGUGUUAGAAACGAGAAAAACAAAAACACUUUUUUUAGUUUCCUUUUCAAUUCACCAGGCUGAUUGCGUGGCUUUGCAGUGCUGUUUCGUCCAAAAGCAUGUCACACACACACACACACGCUCUUCAACCCCAUUGUGCUUGCGCUUGUGGAAACUUAGCGACUGUCGACAUACAUCUCAGGGAUUCUCUUUGGAAAAAAAAAAGGAAAAAAGAAGAUAAAAAUGGUCAUGAAAGAAUGAGAGCAUUUUAUUGUACUGUAUAUAUGAUAGUAUAUGUCUGAAUAUUGAAAAAAUGUAUACGUUAACUAAUUUAUAAAAAGAAUAUUCUAUGUAAUGCAAAAUACUUGAAGCUGCAGUACCUUGGUUUGAAACAAAACAUAUCAGAGGGACUAAACGCGAGCCUCGGGCUGUGUUCGGAACAGAAGGCUAGCGCGCUGCUUACUGCGUGACAAAUAGUAUGCGAAACCGUAGGCAUUAUUCCACAAUUAACGUUUCACGUGAUUUCAUGACUGUGCAUGUUUAAUUCAGUUCAUCUUGGAAAUGAAACUGGGUGUUUUUCACAUUUAAUCCAAUUUAAAGCGCAUUGCAUUGCACAGUGUCCAUACUACACACUGCAGCCACAGUAGCAGUACGCUAGCGUGUUAUUCCGAACACAGCCGUGCUGUCGGGGCUGGAUUCGGGCAGUGAACCUGUGUGCUGGGUAUCUAUGCAGAGCCACCUCCGAUGCACGAUCCGAGCGGUCUGGGAUGCGUUGGCGUAGACCCGACCACACAGGGCACCAGUGGUUUGGACGGACACCCAGUGAACCAGAGCAGCAAGCCUUAGCAUUAAGAAUUGGGAAUGCAAGAAACGCAGGCCCAUGUGCCUCAAAAAAAUGCCUAGAAAUGUAGAUCCAACAGUAUCGAUGUUAAUGCAAACAUGCCGAGCGAUUGGCCUGACGCUCUUGUUUCUUUCCACAAUAAUCGAGUCACGACGAAGCUCCAUUUUUAUGCACAAUAACAUGUACAUGCCUAUCUGCUGACAUCUUAACUUUGUGCAAGACAGAAAGUUGCUGUGUAGGUCUGACUGUUCAAACGUUUUUUAAACGUUUUUUGUUUUUUUACGUUUCUUGUUUUGUUUUUCUUUUUGUCGUUCCUAUAGGAUUCCUCAACGAAACGAAAACAGCCUUCUUUCUUGCCUUGUCUUAACGCUUUAAAAUAACCAAACUGGAGUUCUAACUACCAAACUUGUUCAUUAAAAAUGAAAGCCAACCGACUUUGGUUACAACUUUACGGUCUUUAAUUUUAGCUGAAUGGUUCUGUAUUCUAUGCUUUAAAAAGCAGUUUUCCUAUGUUUUUUGGUGCAAAAACAUUGUCGAGUGUCCCCUUCCUUAGAGGUAUGUCUGUAGCUCUUUUCUUUUUUUGUUCGUUUAGAAACAGAAAUAUAAUUUUUCUCCAUUUUAU